Molecule: messenger RNA, 4623 nt
Organism: Hyla sarda
Lineage: Eukaryota; Metazoa; Chordata; Amphibia; Anura; Hylidae
Gene: AGO2
Product: argonaute RISC catalytic component 2
Exons: 19
Coding region: 295-2910 (871 amino acids)
Biological process (GO): regulation of DNA-templated transcription; regulatory ncRNA-mediated gene silencing
Cellular component (GO): RISC complex
Molecular function (GO): RNA binding; endoribonuclease activity, cleaving siRNA-paired mRNA; protein binding
Source: RefSeq, a predicted model, not a curated record
UUUUUCCCCUCUCAGAUGACAUCAGUGAGUCCGGCUGGUGGCCGCGCCCCUAACCCAGACGUAGCCAAUGAUUGUCCUCGACUUGCCUCCUCACGUCGGCGCCCUGCCCCCCGCCUUUCUCCCCUCAGUUCACGUCGCGUACGGUGUAGAGACACGGCGGUGGCGGCGGAGUGUGCGCGGAUGGAGACCUGACCGACGAGAGUUCACCAGCCGGGAGCCGCCAUUACCGACUCGUCGGGAACUUUAUCUGUUUUCUUUAUUCUCCCUCCUGUGUGACUGACUGGUGGAAUCAAGAUGUACGCCGGAGCCGGCCCUGUUCUUGCGCCUCCCCCUCCCGCACCACCUCUCCCAAUGCCAGCAUAUACUUUUAAACCACCGCCAAGGCCGGAUUUUGGCACCUCAGGAAGGACGAUAAAGCUGCAGGCAAACUUUUUUGAAAUGGACAUUCCCAAAAUAGAGAUUUACCAUUAUGAAAUUGAUAUCAAACCAGAAAAAUGCCCCAGAAGAGUUAACAGGGAAAUAGUAGAACAUAUGGUAUUGCAUUUCAAGGGUCAAAUCUUCGGAGAUCGAAAGCCAGUUUUUGAUGGGAGGAAAAAUCUUUAUACUGCAAUGCCCCUUCCUAUUGCCAGGGACAAACAGGUGGAAUUGGAAGUUACACUGCCGGGGGAAGGAAAAGAUCGCAUCUUCAAAGUGGCGAUCAAAUGGAUGGCUUGUGUGAGCUUACAAGCGUUACACGAUGCAUUGACUGGACGUCUUCCCAGCGUUCCUUUUGAGACUAUCCAGGCAUUAGAUGUAGUGAUGAGACAUUUGCCCUCUAUGAGGUACACGCCUGUCGGCCGCUCAUUCUUUACUGCAUCCGAAGGAUGUGCAAAUCCUCUUGGUGGAGGUAGAGAAGUUUGGUUUGGCUUCCAUCAAUCUGUCAGACCUUCCCUCUGGAAAAUGAUGCUCAACAUAGAUGUAUCUGCUACAGCGUUUUACAAAGCACAGCCAGUAAUAGAGUUCAUGUGUGAAGUUCUGGACUUUAAAAGCAUAGAGGAACAACAGAAACCUCUGACUGAUUCCCAAAGGGUUAAGUUUACCAAAGAGAUUAAAGGCUUAAAAGUUGAAAUUACACACUGUGGACAAAUGAAAAGAAAGUAUAGAGUGUGCAAUGUGACCAGACGGCCAGCAAGUCAUCAAACAUUCCCUCUCCAGCAAGAGAGCGGACAGACGGUGGAGUGCACCGUCGCACAGUACUUCAAGGAUAGACACAAACUAGUAUUACGCUACCCCCAUCUUCCAUGUUUACAGGUCGGGCAGGAGCAGAAACAUACGUACCUCCCCCUCGAGGUAUGCAACAUAGUGGCGGGACAAAGGUGCAUAAAAAAACUGACAGACAAUCAAACCUCCACUAUGAUUCGAGCUACAGCCCGAUCCGCUCCAGAUCGCCAAGAAGAGAUCAGUAAAUUGAUGCGUAGUGCAAGCUUCAAUACUGAUCCCUUUGUCCGUGAGUUUGGGAUUAUGGUGAAAGACGACAUGACCGAUGUCACUGGCAGAGUCCUUCAACCCCCUUCAAUUCUUUACGGAGGCAGGGUAUGGGAAGAGCCAAAUGCUCCCUUGAAUAAGGCCAUUGCUACCCCUGUGCAAGGUGUAUGGGAUAUGAGGAACAAGCAGUUUCACACCGGUAUUGAAAUAAAAGUGUGGGCCAUUGCUUGCUUUGCUCCUCAGCGGCAGUGUACAGAACUUCACCUGAAGACUUUCACUGAACAGUUGCGGAAAAUCUCUCGUGAUGCUGGCAUGCCCAUUCAGGGGCAGCCUUGUUUCUGUAAAUAUGCUCAAGGGGCGGAUAGUGUUGAGCCAAUGUUCAGGCACUUGAAGAACACGUACACUGGACUACAACUGAUCGUUGUAAUCCUCCCUGGGAAGACGCCUGUGUACGCCGAGGUGAAGCGCGUGGGGGACACUGUGUUGGGCAUGGCCACCCAGUGUGUGCAGAUGAAAAAUGUGCAGAGAACCACACCGCAGACUCUGUCCAACCUCUGCCUGAAGAUUAAUGUUAAGUUAGGAGGCGUCAACAACAUCCUCUUACCCCAGGGCAGACCUCCAGUGUUUCAGCAGCCUGUCAUAUUUCUUGGAGCUGAUGUCACUCAUCCUCCUGCUGGGGAUGGAAAGAAGCCUUCUAUCGCAGCGGUUGUAGGUAGCAUGGAUGCUCAUCCCAACCGAUACUGUGCCACUGUGAGAGUGCAGCAGCACCGACAGGAGAUUAUCCAGGACCUGGCUGCCAUGGUCCGAGAGCUGCUCAUUCAGUUCUACAAGUCUACUCGCUUCAAGCCCACAAGGAUCAUUUUCUACAGGGAUGGUGUUUCUGAGGGGCAGUUUCAGCAGGUAUUGCAUCACGAGUUGCUUGCAAUUAGAGAAGCUUGCAUUAAAUUGGAGAAGGAUUAUCAGCCUGGCAUUACCUUUAUCGUAGUACAGAAAAGGCAUCAUACAAGACUCUUCUGUACAGAUAGGAAUGAACGGGUUGGAAAAAGUGGAAAUAUUCCUGCUGGUACCACGGUGGACACAAAGAUCACACACCCGUCAGAGUUCGAUUUUUAUUUGUGUAGUCACGCUGGUAUACAGGGAACAAGCAGACCUUCACACUAUCACGUUCUCUGGGACGAUAACCGAUUCUCCUCAGACGAGCUGCAAAUUCUUACUUACCAGUUGUGCCACACUUAUGUUCGCUGCACUCGUUCCGUGUCAAUCCCUGCUCCUGCAUACUACGCACACUUAGUGGCUUUUAGAGCCAGAUAUCACCUGGUGGAUAAAGAACAUGACAGCGCUGAAGGCAGCCACACCUCUGGUCAGAGCAAUGGCAGAGACCAACAAGCACUUGCUAAGGCAGUACAAGUUCAUCAGGACACACUGCGUACAAUGUACUUUGCUUAACUGGUGCUGGAACCCGAAUUUAGAGGCACUACCCGGAGGAGCAUUCACGCCAGACCAGCUGCACUUACCUGUAAUGUAGUCUGAGCUACAGUGACAUCCAGCAAAAGUGCAAUCUACCCAUAGCCCUGUUACUCUCAAACAGCCCUCAGUAUCCAACCAGCCUUCCGUCCAGACCCGAAAUACUUUUAUCUUAAACUUUAUACCUGCAUUGAAUCGUGAGGUUUGUGAAAUACACACACACAUUUAAAUAAGCGUUUACAAAAAUUACCCUUUUAAACAAAAAGGUUCAGCUUUUACCAUUCUCUCAGGGCUCAUAAAAAAAAAAAGCUAUGAAAAUCUUUACUCUGUGGAAAUUUCGUGUUGAAUAUAUCAGAUAAAUGUUACGGCCUAGGGAAAAAAAAUGGAGGAAGAAAAGGAUCUUGAAAUUUUUAAAGCCUUAAAUAUUUUAAGUGAAUUCAUCAAGAUGUUUUAUUACAAUUUAUUUUUUAUUUUUUACUUCUGACAUUUGUGUCAAAUAUUCUAGUACAUAAGAUGAUGUAUGAAAAUCAAGUCUGUCACCAAUGAGUAAAGGAAGAAUAUAAUAGUAUUCCUUUUGGUUUUUUAAAUAACUGUGUGCCAUUCAGAAAGAGAGAGGAAAACUUUGAGGCAUAGUUUUUACGGCAUUUGUCUGGCUGCACUCGUACCUUUUUUUUCCCCUCCCCAAGGUUGCUGACUAAUACGGGUCUGUGGCAAUGUGGACAGUACAAUCAUGUUAAGCUAAUGUACAGAAAAGAAUCUAUUUUAGCAGUAUUAAUGUGAGAUGACGUGCUAUUUAUUUUAUUUACACAGAUCACCCUAUUUCUAUUAACCUAUGUUAUGUACUUGGGCUUAAAUGGUGUCCUGUUUAACCCUUGCACUGACAAUGCGACCUGUAGAGCCUUUACAGGACCACCGGCAGUGAAUGGAUUAAAGAAGAAAAAAAUAAAAUAAAACCUCAUUUUUUUUUUAAACUGCUUCACCUCCAGAGGGCACAUAAUACAUUGCAAUGCAAUAAGAAGCAAUGUCUCUCCGAUCCCUCUGGUUGAUAACAGGGUUAUUGUGAGGAGCCAACCCCAAGGGUUAAUAAAAAAAAAAAAAAAAAAAGAAUUAAACUUAGGAAUUUUUUUUUUAUUAUUUACCAUUCUUUUAUGCAAAACCUUUUUAGUUCCGGAGCUGCGCCUUUUUAAUGGCAGCGGAGGUUUCAUAGUUGCAUAUAUGUUUCUGUACGCUUCUAACCACAAAUACUGACUCUCAUCUCUGUAUACUAUAGUCUUUGAGGCUCCCGCACUGUGUUUUACGACUCUUUAUAAUGUCCCUCGCGGUAGGGGAAUCCUCAUGCUGUCAGGCCUCAAAGAUGUUCAUAUGCAACCUGUAUUAAUUUUUAUUUCAUUUUUUUUUUUGUAUCUAUAUAUAUCUAUUUAUCGUCUCCUGAUCCUCCUAUGCUUUAAGGAAUAUGCAAUUCUGCAAUAAGAUGUUAUACAAAGACUCGGUUUUUUUAAGCAUACAGUGCAGUAGUCUGGGUCUGUGUUUUUUGUGAAACUGCGGGCAUGUGAUUUUUAUUGUGUAUUGAGCCUUAACACUGUAAAUGUCAAUUUAGGAAAGAGUUUUCCAACCUGUUGGUCUUCAGCAGUUGUAACACUACAGCUCCCAGCAUGCCAUGAUAGCCACAGCCUGUAGAGCAGUGGUCUUCAACCU